Homarus americanus (American lobster) is the source of this 2879-nucleotide messenger RNA. Its product is annotated as protein amalgam-like. Gene Ontology annotation, cellular component: neuron projection. Lineage: Eukaryota; Metazoa; Arthropoda; Malacostraca; Decapoda; Nephropidae. The record is from RefSeq and is a predicted model, not a curated record. The coding region runs from base 38 to 1429 and encodes 463 amino acids. The transcript is spliced from 8 exons.
AGGGACGUGUUCAUCGUCGUCUUCGUCAUCGUCGUCUAUGAGAUUACCAAAGUUCGUGGCCACCAUCCCGAAUGUGACUGUCACUGCCGGCCGUGAUGCCUCCCUCCCUUGUAUCGUUCAGGACAUCGGAGACUACCAGGUCACAUGGAUGCACCUGAACCGCGUCAUGCUGCUGACCAUCGACGAGACGACCAUCACGAUGAUCCCAAGGUUCCGGGUCAUCAAGGAAGACCUCAGUACCUGGACCCUCAACAUACGGGACGUCCAGCCUAAUGACACCGGCUACUACGUGUGUCAGGUGAACAUGGAACCCGUCAUCAACCAAGUGGGCUACGUUCAGGUGGUUGUACCGCCGCAGUUCGUGGACGAGGAGAGCAGCCAAUCACACGUGUCAGUACAGGAGGGGCAUGACGUGAAGCUGGUGUGUCGUGCCGAGGGCGUACCCAGCCCUAACAUACGCUGGACCAGGGAGGAUGGCCAGCCCUUCAGACCAUCUAGGGGGAAAAACCAAGUAGUUAAACAUGUUGACUCGGAGACGCUGGAGUUGCAGAGCGUCUCCCGCAAGGACAUGGGCGCCUACCUCUGUAUCGCCACCAACAAGGUUCCUCCCUCCAUCAGCAAGAGAAUCGUCCUUAAUGUUCACUUCCAGCCGCUUAUCACGGUGCCCAAUCAGCUGGUAGGGGCACCGGUGGGUACUUCCGUGACCUUGGAGUGUCAGGUAGAUGCCUUCCCCAACGCCGUUCAUUUCUGGCGCUUCAACAACCAGCUUCUCAUCAACUCAACCCGCCAGGAGACCCACGAGAUUCGGCAAGACUACACCACCACCAUGAAGCUCUCCCUCAGGAGCCUCCGUCACAAAGACUUCGGUUCCUACGUCUGCGGCGCCAAGAACUCCCUCGGUGAGACAGACAGCAACGUCAGGCUCUACGAGAUCGUGGUGACCAGAGGCUCAGAUGAGAAACAGGAACACUCAAGCCAAAGUAAUUCAGUACUGAGGCCAGAGCAGCAUAAUGAAGACCACAUCAUCGACUCAUGGCACAGGCAAGAGUUGGACUCAGACUCGCCCGGCUACACCUUGGAGGAGAAUGCCUUCAUGCGGGGCGGCGUUCACGGAAGCUCCCUGGGCGGCACGGGGCCCCUGGACGGAUUGGGCAGUGGUACCAGUGGGAGGACCAGCAUGGGCGCCACCACCUCCAGCAGCCCCGCCCUUCCUCGCCACACCAUUGGCGGGGUAUGGGCCGGCGUGUGGUGUAGUUGCUGCUUCGCCACACUCCGGCUUGGGGUAUCAACAAUGGGUUCUGCUCGACUGUGGGCAAGCGUGGGUCUCCUGCUGUUGUUUCUGCUGCAUGAGACUGCAACCCACGUGUUUAUAUUUUCUCGGCUUGGUACUGUAGGGUCGGCCCUCACCCAUGCCCAGACCCACACCUGACAGCCAACACAGUCCUACUCCUAAUGGGUCGUCACAAUCACUGCUUUCCACCCUCCUCCUGGACCUGUUUAUAUGACACAAUAAUAACAUCCAUCGUGUGCUUCUUUUUACACCCACUAGAGGACUGGUACAAGACACAGGUGCUGACGGGGAUGUUGAGACGAGCAGGACGACGCAGCAAUCCCUCAUAGAGUGAGUGAGAGAGGCAGCACUCCCUCUCCCGUCUUACAGAACAUGUGUCGUCAAGAACAGUGCUUGUGUUGAUAUUCGUAAUCUUUAAGUCAAUUAAUUCCUGACGAAGAAGUAUAUGCUUACGCUACAGAGUCUAUUGUAAAAAGUUAGUUUACCAGAAAAGUUUAACCUGAUUUUAACUUUUAAAAAGAUGUACUGGUUAGUGAGAUAGAAAUAUAUACCAGUCCUGUGUUAUAGCAGAACAGCGGUGUUGCAGACGAUGUUCACCACGGCUGACAGGAGUCGUGGUGUGAAUGACACAUUGUGACCUAAACACCGUUUUUUCAAUCAUAGUUUUCGAGCUGUAUUCCAUGCUUGUCGUGCGUGUAUACAUAACUGUUACCGUGUGGGCGGUGCCCUUAUCGUCACCCAGGAGGAGACGCUGGGGUCUUGAGGAACACUCCAACAGCUCCUGUACAGCGAUAAGGGUCCUGAGAGCCUUUGAUUGGAAGGCUGUAGCCACAAAGAUUUUGCUUAUAUUCUGUGAAUAAAUGACAUAUGCUUCUUGUAAAAUAGUGUUAGUUCACGGGUAGCGGUGGGUCUUAAGCUCUUCCUUCUCUCUUAACAACGGGACAAGAGACACCAGAACCCGGGGUACAUCGGCCUCAGAGCCUCAACACCCCGCCUGUGCAAUGUAAGUCAGUCCCUCACCCCUGACAAUCCACAUGUAAACUAUACUUAUAUAACCUUAUGCUUCCUAAGUCUGUGUAAAUCAUUCAAAAAUACCCAACAGGUCUUCCUCUGUAAAUCGAACGUAAAUACCCAAAAAAUGUCUAUGGUGUAAAUCGACGUUUUAUAUUGGCUACCCAACACCCGGCACCUUCGUCUGUGUAAGUCGGCCAACACCCUCAAGUACACCCCCACUGUGUAAACUGACCCAGGGCAACACCCUCAGUCUUCCCUAUACCAACUAUCUCAACAACCUAACCUAACCUCGGCGUACAGGAGGAGCCGUAGGACCCCUGAAUGACCCCAUCCUGCGUGUAGCCCGGGUUUGAUAUCCUUCUUCUGCCUGUUGUUUGGGCGUGUUACUCUGGUCCCAUCAACAGUUUAUGCCUCAUGUCCUUCUCUUGCUCAUAAUUUACCCCUGAUGUUCCUUUCUUUCAUGAAGUGUGGGCAUGAUACCUAACCUAACCUAAUCUAACCUAACCACUUAACUUAACCUAACCUAACCACUUAACCUAACUUAACCACUUAACGUUACCUAACUUAACCAAAC